Nematostella vectensis (starlet sea anemone) is the source of this 3576-nucleotide messenger RNA. RefSeq lists its product as uncharacterized. The transcript is spliced from 17 exons. Gene Ontology annotation, molecular function: nucleic acid binding. Gene Ontology annotation, cellular component: nucleus. The record is from RefSeq and is a predicted model, not a curated record. Lineage: Eukaryota; Metazoa; Cnidaria; Anthozoa; Actiniaria; Edwardsiidae. The coding region runs from base 170 to 2803 and encodes 877 amino acids.
CUCUUUGACAAGCUUGGUUGGCGCGCGAUUUGAAUAAAUACGGUGCACAGAAAACAAGACGACACGAUUAAGCUGAAAUGGCAAAUUCUACCAAAAUGACUUCUUAAAGUAUUUGGUAGCGAUCAUUUAUGCUUGUGUUAUCCCUAAAUGCCUUAAAGAUAAAUCAAAAAUGGAAGGAAAGAUGACGAGCGAGGCUUUAUGCGCAAAGUUUAAUGAUCUUGGAACACGAUUUGGAUGGUUCCGGAGGCCGAUUGACGAAACUAUUAUCUUGUUAUCUAAAGAAAUCGAGAAUCGAAAAAAUUUGGAGCGCAAAUCAAGUCAUUCGGACAAAAGCAUCCAGAAUCUUGUCAUUCACACCGAGAACACUUCGAGUGAUCACCAUAGAAAUACGCCGAUUAUUUUGGCUGACAGUGAUUGUACCGAUAGUUCCGAUGCGGUAUCUCGUCCUGCCAGUGCAGAACCAUUUGCUUCACCUCCCCAACCAAAAAGUCUACGGCAGCGGAUGCUACAGAAAUACAACCCAGAAAACAGUGUUGAUGAUAGUGAUUCAGAUGAUCUUGAGUCAUUUUUUACCAAGCACAGGACACCUAUCCCACUCCGCCUGUCAGGAACUCGUCAAUCAGGAACACCUAGUGAUCUUGAGAGAACAAAGAAAACAAAAAGUCGAGGCAGUUUGGAUGAUUUCAUUGUAAGUGAUGAGGAUUCCUCUGACGAUGAUGAAAGACCAGUGCUAGACUGUGACAGAGAAGUUUUUGAGGAUGAGCCUGCUUUAAAUAAAGACAAUCUACCAGAAACAUGGACAUUUGCCACACCAAAACCUGUAAAUAAACCACCAGGACUCAAGACCAGUGCUUUGACAACUGGUGGAAAGAGCCGUAAGACCAAGUACACUCCCUCCAAUAGGACUGCAUCUUCAGCCACACCACCUCGUCCUGGUAGUACUCUAGACUCAAUUGUUACCCCCUACAGUAAUGCAAAGAACUUUAAGAAAGGCAAAGAGCAGUUGGCAAAGGAGUUGUUUGAGCUGUACAAUAAUACUGUCUUUGAAAAAAAGCUCCCAGCUGAUUUCAGUAUAACCUGGAACAACAAGAUGAGAAGUACAGCAGGGUUUUGUUACUAUGGAAGGAAGGCAGGUAUAAAUACUGCAAGGAUUGAGCUUGCCGACAAAGUAAUUGAUUCUGCAGAUCGCUUGCGUGACACACUCAUCCACGAGAUGUGUCACGCCGCUGCCUGGCUUAUAAGCGGCGUCAAGGCUGGACAUGGCCCUGUUUGGAAAAAAUGGGCGGCAAGGGCAAACUACAUACUUCAAGAUCUCCCGCCAAUCAGCCGUUGCCAUACCUACAAGAUAAACGCUAAAUUCGUCUAUGCAUGCACUAAUGAAUUCUGCUCAAACACAAUAAGCCGUCACUCAAAGUCCAUCAAUACCGAAAAACAAAGAUGUGGAUACUGCCACAGGUCUCAAAGGAAUAAAAGCAAAACGAAGCAAAUGCAAGAAACAAUAGAAAAGGGAAAUAUAACAAUAAAGAGGCCUUCAAAAGGUGCUACGCUAAUCACAAAGUUCUUUGGGACUUCGGUGUCUAAUAACACUGACAAUGCCAGCGAAAAAAGGAAAUCAGAUGAAAUUCUGCACCAAGAAGCUACUAGUUCGGAAAUUGAGAACCCCAGUCACGUUCCAAGAGAUUCUUGUUCCAAAUCCCAAACCUUCAACCCUGUUAGAAGCGGUGUUCCUGUGUCUAAGAACCUCAGCAAUCUUCGAAAAGAUUUUAGUUCAGAGAUUCUGAUUGAUACCUCUAUCACUAUACAACGUUUUUCUAAUUCUAAAAUCAAGACAUGCAAUCUUACCUCAACUGUUCCUGAUUCUGAAAGUGACAUCAUCAGCUCUGGUCCAAGAGUUCCUGAAAGUUCUGGGAUCGGCACUCCUAGCCCUGCCCCGCUCUAUUUUUUGUAUGACUGUGAGGGGACGGGAGGGUCAGUCUAUAGCGAUCACAUCAUUGAGAUAGCAGCCUCAGUCCAGCCGUUGCCAGAAGAAGUGAAUCUUACAACAACUGAAGAGUUCCAGUCCCUUGUGUAUACUUCAAAGAAGAUUCCAAGAAUUGUGUCUAACAAAUGUGGCAUCAAGAAGAGAACCUUGCGUGCCAAGCCUGACUUGUCAAAGGUUUUGACAAAGUUUUCAAAAUGGCUGAAAAUAGUGACUUUCCUGGUUGAACGUUCCACUGGAAAGCCCCACUACCCAGUUCUCCUGGCGCACAAUGGGUUUUCCUACGAUUUUCCCAUUCUCUUGUCCGAAAUCAGUAGAAGGAAGGACAUGGAUCAGAACAUCUUGUCGUUUGUGCAGUUUGGUGACACAUUGGUCCAUCUUAGGCAGCUCCGAAAAAAUCAAUCAACGAAGAUGCUCACGCCUAGUUCUAAAGUGGGAAUGGAAAGUCUGUUUUCUACGUAUUUCCCCAAAGAAAACUACAAUGCACACAGAGCGCUUGAGGAUGCUAGAGCCAUGAAGAGGGUCUUCUAUGGAACAGAGCUCGCUGCGUUUAUGCACCAAAUACCAGUACGCACGUACUCGACACAAAGAAAUGAAUGGCAGGAAGUGGAAAAGGCGCGAAACAUCUCCACAGACCUGGUUACCAAGUUACGAGGCAUGCUUAGUGAGUCGAUGGCGAGGACAGUUGCAAAGAGAGGUCUUACAUAUGACGUCAUUAAGAGCUUGUCAAAAACAACCAAUAGGGAUAGGUUUCUGCUGCAACUCGAUGAGUGGGAUCUUACGAGUUCAUGCAUGCAAAAACUAGCUGACUUUUUCUAUCAGUGAUAAAAAAAAAAGUUUCAUUCAACAAAGGAAGAAAGAACAUACACAAAUAAUUUUUGUUGGGGGCCCGUUAGUGCUUAUUUUCAUAUUUCACAAUUUCUGCGUUAGCUAUUGAAGUUUAUAUUAUUAGUAAUUAUACUUUAUGGAAUAACAUAAUUAAAAUUUAAUAAAUGCUUAUAUGGAGAGUAAUUUUCUAAACUUCGCAUCAAAAUGUGCCUAAUUAUAUAUGGAAAAAAGUGAAAGCAUUAAAUGUACAUUUGCGACAGUAUAUGGCAUUGUAAGAUAGUUUGUAAUAUUAUAAGAAAGGCUUAGUUGUACAUCUAAAAAAAGGAUAAAAUUGUAUAGAUAUAUAUUGAGAUAUAUAUUGAUAUAAUAUAUUCGUUGUAAAUAUUUACGUUAUUGAAGGAUUAUUUAUGGAAUUUUAUUAGAUCGAUUCUUUUAAUAAAAAAACAAGCAUGCUAUGUCUGUUUUUUUCGAUGUAUUUUCUUCCCUGAUCAGACAAUGAAACCAUAUAACAAUGAUCCUUAGACCUUGUGAGGGUCAAUGGUACUAGGGAAAGGGAGGAGAUAAACCCAAAACACGUAUCAAAAUGCGGUGCCUUUUUUUUUCCUUGUUCCCUUUUUUUUCCCUUUUUUUUGUGGGGGGGGGGGGGAGGGGUGAUGAGACAAAUGCGAUAAUCAUUUAAUUACCGAAUUGGGUUUGUUUGUAUCACGAUAAAAUUCACCCCAUCAUACUAACGUAAUCUAAUGAUGGAAAUAUAGAGACGUUUAAAUGUG